Molecule: messenger RNA, 915 nt
Organism: Podospora bellae-mahoneyi
Lineage: Eukaryota; Fungi; Ascomycota; Sordariomycetes; Sordariales; Podosporaceae
Exons: 3
Coding region: 1-915 (304 amino acids)
Biological process (GO): carbohydrate metabolic process
Cellular component (GO): extracellular region
Molecular function (GO): cellulose binding
Source: RefSeq, a predicted model, not a curated record
AUGAAGUUCUUGUCUCUUCUUGCCGCUGCCUCCACGGCGACGGCUCAUACCAUCUUUGUCCAGCUCGAUGCCGGGGGCAAGGUGUAUCCUGUCUCGCACGCUAUCCGGACUCCCACCUAUGAUGGCCCGAUCACCAACGUUAACUCGAAUGACUUGGCCUGCAAUGGAGGGCCAAACCCGACGAUGAAGUCGAAUGAGGUCAUCACCGUCCAGGCAGGCACGACGGUCAAAGCGGUGUGGAGGCACACGCUGACUUCGGGGCCGAAUAAUGUCAUGGAUGCUUCCCACAAGGGGCCGACGUUGGCGUAUUUGAAAAAGGUUAGCAAUGCGCUGACCGACACGGGGAUUGGAGGGGGGUGGUUCAAGAUUCAGGAGGAUGGCUAUAACGGGGGGAAUUGGGGGACCAGCAAGGUUAUCAAUAAUGCUGGGUUGCAUUAUAUUGAUAUCCCCUCUUGCAUCGCCCCGGGCCAAUACCUCCUCCGCGCCGAGAUGAUUGCUCUCCACGGCGCUGGUUCGUCUGGUGGUGCUCAGCUUUAUAUGGAAUGCGCCCAAAUCAACAUCGUCGGCGGGACUGGCGCCGUCUCGCCCAAGACGUACUCCAUCCCCGGCAUCUACAAGUCCAACGACCCGGGUAUUUUGGUCAACAUCUACUCCAUGACCACGUCCUCAAAGUACACCAUCCCUGGCCCACCCCUCUUCACCUGCGCCGGCGGCAGUGGAGGAUCAGGUCCGGUGACGACCCAACCCGAACCAGUGGUGGAGGUGCCGGCCCCGACCCAGCCAGAGCCGGUGGACAGCGGGUGUGAGGCUGCGCAGUGGCAGCAGUGCGGUGGGCAGAAUUAUUCUGGUUGCACCAGGUGCGCGGCUGGGUUUACGUGUAAGAAUAUCAAUCAGUACUAUCAUCAGUGCUCGUAG